Messenger RNA from Fonsecaea erecta, 1737 nucleotides. RefSeq names its product diphthamide biosynthesis protein 2. The transcript has a single exon. Gene Ontology annotation, biological process: protein histidyl modification to diphthamide. The coding region runs from base 1 to 1737 and encodes 578 amino acids. The record is from RefSeq and is a predicted model, not a curated record. Gene Ontology annotation, molecular function: 2-(3-amino-3-carboxypropyl)histidine synthase activity. Lineage: Eukaryota; Fungi; Ascomycota; Eurotiomycetes; Chaetothyriales; Herpotrichiellaceae.
AUGACGGAAGAACUUUCGGCGCCGCCUGUGCUAUCCACCCCAGACACACAUAUAUUAGACGAGACUCUUCCGGGGGCUACGCGGCAUCAGCCAGAAAUCUUGUCCGAUGAGCAAAUCAAAACAAGGUAUGAGAUAACGAGAACGGUCGAAGAAAUCAAGCAGCGAAGAUGGAAGCGAGUGGCCCUGCAGUUUCCCGACCACAUGCUUGCUCAUUCUGCCAGAGUCUAUCAACUUUUGGCUAGGGGUUUGCAAGAGCAAGCAAAGGCGACGAUUGGAACGGGCACGAAUGGCACAGGCUGUGGAGAUCCGGGUUCGGAGGAUCUUGAUGUAUCUGAGCUUUCUAUCGAGGACACGAAGCCAAUUAUGCUAACCAUACUGGGCGACACCUCGUACGGCUCCUGCUGUGUGGAUGAGAUCGCUGCUGAGCACGUCAACGCAGACGCAGUGGUCCACUAUGGUAGGGCUUGCUUAUCCCCAACUUCAAGAUUGCCUGUAUUACACAUCUUCACUACGAUGGACCUGGAGGCAACCCACGUGGUCAACGCUUUUCAAACGGCGUUUCCAGAUCUCGGUGCGAAGGUGGUCCUAACAGCUGACGUCCCUUACGCUGCGCAUGUACUGCCACUAUCCCAGAUGCUAAAAAAUGUGGGCUACUCAAAUCUGUUCGCUGCGUCAAUUGUCCACGAUCCGUCUUCAUCGAUUCCGAAUCGGACCGUCCCCCCUCUAGUUAUAGAAGAUCCUUCGUCCUUAUCAGAAUGGAAUCUGUUCCAUAUCUCCGACCCACCUACGUCCCUGCUGUUGACACUCCAGUCCCGUAUGGCCAGCAUACGGGUCUAUCCUACCAACGAGCCGCACCACCUGUCGCAUUCUACGACCGAGUCGUCGGCUCUGGAGACCUCUACGGCUCAACUCCUUCGCAGGCGUUACGGCCUGGUGACUUCUCUCACUACCGUCCCAGUCUGGGGUAUCCUGGUCAACACGCUCUCUGUCAAGAACUACCUGUCGAUUCUAUCACACGUCCAAUCGCUAAUCUCUAGCGCGGGGAAAAAGUCAUACCUCUUUGUUGUUGGGAAACUCAACCCUGCAAAACUGGCAAAUUUCUCUGAGAUUGGGGGGUGGGUGGUGAUUGGAUGCUGGGAGAGUUCUUUGGUCGACAGUAAAGAGUUUUACAGACCAAUUAUCACCCCAUUCGAGUUGGAGAUGGUUCUCCAGGGAGACCACCAGAGGGUGUGGACGGGCCAAUGGCGAGGAGAUUUUCAGGGCGUGUUAGAAGAUGCAGAGAGACGAAAUAAGAAUGGAGACGAUCAGGCUGGAGCGUCGAAUGGAUAUACUGACAUGGACGAGAACCGCGGAGGCGAUGUUGACCUAGACUCGGAGUCAGAAUCUGAGCCGCCCGAGUUUGACCUUCGGACGGGCAGAUAUGUCUCGCGUACACGGCCGAUGCAGAGAUCUCGACAGCCCGUUGCGUCGCUGUCCACACCGGACUCCAAUUCCAGCGGUGCUUUGCGGUCUUCGACUGCAUUGACCAAACGAUCAAACGGCACCAUGAUCACCGUCGGCGGUGUUGCAUCCCCGGCUGCUGAAUACCUUGCGCAAAAGCGGUCUUGGCGCGGCUUGGGCAGCGAUUUUGAGGUCAAAUACGAGGAAGAUGAAGUAGAGCCCGGUAGUGUGAUUGAGGAAGGAAGGACAGGUGUUGCGAGAGGGUAUACGGUUGGAGAAGAUCUUGAGAGAAGUUGA